GAGGCCGUCGCAGGGGCAGACUUGGCGUGGCCAGAAAUAACUUCUCUUUCCCGUGCCUGGAGCCGUACCUGAAGGCGGCUAUGGGCGCACUGAGCCCAAGACGGGGGAUGCGAGUAAGGCUAAGGGACCCGGAAGGGGCGUGGCUUCCGCCUCACAGAGGGCUCCGCACCGAUUACGUCACUUCCGUAAACAAAGGGCGCUGCGGAGGCGCGGGUCCCAAGCUGGUGAUCGGGACUCUUGCUACAGCUGUAGCAGAGGCUUUGGACGCUCUCUGACCUUUUCCAGUUGCGGAAAAGGAUCAUAGCCUCUUCCUAUGUUCCCUACUUAGGUCUUAUGAAGCUGCUGUUGAUGCAACAAAGAACUUGAAGCAAUGGAAGAACGGAAAGCGAAGAGGAAGAGUCCCAAGUCUUUCAGUGCCCACUCUACUCAGGUUGUCAAUGCCAAAAAAAAUGCCAUCCCAGCUAGUAAGAGCACAGGUUUUUCAAAUCCCACGGCACAGUCAACGUCCCAGCGGCCAAAGUUAAAGAGAGUGGUGAAAGAAAAGAACAAGCCUCCAGGAGGAGAAGGGAAGGGGGCUCAGUCCACGCCCAUCCAGCACUCCUUCCUCACAGACGUCUCCGAUGUCCAGGAGAUGGAGCGCGGGCUCCUCAGUCUGCUAAAUGAUUUCCACUCGGGAAAGCUGCAGGCCUUUGGAAAUGAAUGUUCCAUAGAACAGAUGGAACAUGUCCGGGGAAUGCAGGAGAAAUUAGCUCGCUUGAAUUUGGAGCUCUACGGGGAGUUAGAGGAACUUCCUGAGGAUAAGCGGAAAGCAGCCAGUGACGCCAACUUGGACAGGCUCCUGUCGGACGUGAGUGGAGUGCGCUAUGUUCAAAACCAUCUCGCAGCAGUGCACACACAACACAGCCCAAACUUUAGCUAUCAGAAUUUUAACUGUAUAUGCUCAUAUUCUAUAUAUGUGAGAUCAUUUAUAGAAAGUGUUUUGCGGUCAUUACCACCGUCUAGUUCUGCAACAUUUUCUCUACCCCCUAAAGAGGCCUGUUCUUUAGUUUGUCCUCCCAAUGCCCUAGCAACCGCUCACGCACUUUUAUCUUGAUGAACUGGCCUCUGUGGCACCUCAUACACAUGGCAUUAUGCAGUAUGUGCCCUCGUGGGAUGGGGGUUCUCUUAGUGUGGUGUCCUCAGAAUUCAUCUCUUGUUACACUUGACUCUCUAAAGAAACACAAUCUAACAAAUGCUUGAACUUAGAUUUGUGGAAGCAUGUAUAACCGUAAUCCUGGCAGACUUCUAAAGAAAAUGCUUCUGUACAUUUUUAUGUACAUAUUAUUAUAUUACAUUAUAUAAGGAAGGCCUGUAUUAUACAGAGACCUUGUUCAUAUGUGGAUCAUAAGUCCAUCGAAGACACCAGUCAGAAGCCCUCUCUCUGCUCGGAUGGUUACUUAUUUGUAAAUACAGAGCCGUAUUGGUCCCUACAGUAAUUCAGCACAUUGCCAAAUUGGUCAGCUUAGUGCUACCAUAACUAGAAAUUUAUUUUCUCCAAGUUUUGGGAGCUGGAAAUUGGAGAUCAAAAUGUCACCUAAGGGUUCAGUUCUCUACUGUGGGUUGUCAUCUUAAUGCUCAUGUAAGUCUUCUCCUGUGCACAUGGGUCUAGAUCUCCUGUUUUUGUUAAAGUCAUAUUGGAUUAGGGCUCCCUCCGUUGACCUCAUUUUGACUGAUUACCUCUUUAAAGGUUCUGUCCCCACAUACCCACAUAUUCUGACAUGUUGUGACCGACAUGAGUUGGGAAUGGAGUGUGGGGCACAACUCAGCCCAUAACGUCUUGUAAAUUUGCCUCUUUAAAACCUUUUUUAGGGAGCUGAAAAGCUGACUCAGCGACUAAAACUACUCGCUGCUCUUGCAGAGGACCCAGAUUCUGUUCCCAGCACCCACAUGGCGGUCCUCAACCAUCUCUAGAUCCAGUUCCGGGGAUCUGAAGCCCUCUUCUGGCCU
This is a messenger RNA of Arvicola amphibius (Eurasian water vole), 1986 nucleotides long. It is a transcript of the gene Ccdc28a, whose product is annotated as coiled-coil domain containing 28A. The record is from RefSeq and is a predicted model, not a curated record. The transcript is spliced from 4 exons. The coding region runs from base 371 to 1093 and encodes 240 amino acids. NCBI's taxonomy places the organism in Eukaryota, Metazoa, Chordata, Mammalia, Rodentia, Cricetidae.